Alternaria triticimaculans is the source of this 2907-nucleotide messenger RNA. Its product is annotated as putative NRPS-like protein biosynthetic cluster. The record is from RefSeq and is a predicted model, not a curated record. The transcript is spliced from 3 exons. The coding region runs from base 1 to 2907 and encodes 968 amino acids. Gene Ontology annotation, molecular function: phosphopantetheine binding. Lineage: Eukaryota; Fungi; Ascomycota; Dothideomycetes; Pleosporales; Pleosporaceae.
AUGGGCGCGAACGAUCUACGGUAUCUUGUGGUACUAGCAGCAUGCCUGAAGACAGGUUACAUACCGCUAUUCACAUCGCCCCGGAACUCGCUCGAUGGUCAAAAGUCACUCGUGGAAAAGACAGAGUGCACCAUCUUUUUGACCACAGUCGAUAUGAUGCCGCAGGUCCAGGCAAUCAAAGGGGCGGUGCCUAGUCUCAGGAUCUACGAGACGCCCACUACUAAAGAGCUGGUUGAUCCAAGUCUUCCCACGGAGCACUACCCUGGCAGACAAAAUCGUGACGUGACCGCUCAUAGCUUGAUCUUGCACACUUCGGGUUCAACAGGUCUCCCAAAGCCUAUCUACGAGACUGUUGGUGGCUUGAAUACGUUGUAUGAACAAGCGCACCUCAGUCCGGAAGAUGGACAUGAACAAACCAGCAAGCCUUUUCUAGCAGAUCCACGGCCCAUGCUUGCUGCCGCUCCCUUUUUCCAUGGCAUGGGGGUAAUCGUAAUGCUGCGAUCUAUCAUGUCCCGUGGCACCAUCGUGCGAUUACCAGCGGACAAGCCUUUGAGCGCAGGCUUGGUCAUUGACGUGAUCGAGGCGGUAAAACCCUUUUGUGGUAUCUUCCCACCGUCGGUACUGGAGGAUAUUGCUGCAACGCCCAAAGGCAUCGAGACAAUGGGGAAGCUCAAGUACGUCUUCUUUGGCGGUGCGCCUCUCGGUCCAGGGGCUGGUGACAAGCUUUGUCAAGUGACGAACUUGAUGACAACCCUUGGCAGCACAGAAGCCAUGUUUAUAAGCACCUUGCUCCCAUCCAAGCCAGAAGAAUGGGGCUACUUCCAUUGGGGUGCUGCUGCGGGCGUCGUCAUGGAGCCUGCUGGUGACGACUUGCACGAAAUGGUCAUCAAACCCAAAGACACCAGAUACCAGGCAGUUUUCCACACCUUUCCAGAGAUAUCCGAAUGGCGCACCAAGGAUCUGUUCAGUCGCCAUCCAUCGAAGCCUCAUCUGUGGAAGUACAGUGGAAGACGAGACGACAUCAUCGUCUUGAGCAAUGGCGAAAAGUUCAACCCUGUAAGCACGGAGAAGCUGCUUGAGUCGCAUCCGUGGGUGAAGGGUGCCCUAGUCGUUGGCUCAGGCAAGUUCCAGGCCGGUCUUCUUAUCGAACCAGAGUGGUCACGAGCCGGCACGCAAGACCCCUCUGCCUUGAUCGAUCACAUCUGGCCGAUGGUAGAGCAAGCAAAUCGUGAAGCGCCCGCGCACGCCCGGAUCUAUCAGACGAAGGUUGCCGUUGCGAAAGACCAGAAACCUUUCGUCCGCGCCGGCAAGGGCUCAACCAUUCGUCUCCAGACCGUUGCCGCUUUCAAGGACGAGAUUGAAGCCCUUUACGCGGAUGAGGGCUAUUCGAGCGACCCGAACCAGAAUGCUGAUGGCGAUGUCGCAUUGGCAGGCAAGAUUCGAGCUGUCUUCGCACGCAAUCUUCCCUCAUUCGGUGACGACGUGGCAGACGAUGUCGAGAUAUUCAGCCUGGGUGUCGAUUCUCUUGAUGUGCUCGCACUCACCAACGCGCUCAACAAGGCCGUUCGUGGUGCCGAAGUGACCUCAUCGAUGAUCUACAGCAAUCCUUCGGUCAAGCAACUGGCUGCGGCGUUGUCACAGACCGUGAGCAACUCGCCCGUGCAGGCACGCUUGCCACAGACCCGAGAGGAGAAACUCAGCGCGAUGGUCAGGAAGUACACUAAGGAUAUGGUCCGACCAAAGAGCAUGACUAGUGCGGUCACUCGUCCACGCAAGCAAACUGUGAUUGUUACCGGCACAACAGGUAGUUUGGGCAGUCACAUGUUGGAGCAACUGCUUCGAAACCCAGAGGUCGAGAGAGUCUAUUGCCUGAACCGUUCGGACAACGCCGAAGUACGACAAAAGGAGUCUUUUACCCGCUAUCACGACCCAAACGCCGACUUCAGCAAGGCCGAGUUCCUCAAGACAGACUUCAGUGCCGACCAGUUCGGACUCCCAGACGCUACCUACGAGCGUCUUCUGUCUACUGCUACAUCGUUCAUCCACGCUGCCUGGUCUGUCGACUUCAACCUCUCGCUCGAAUCCUACGAGGCCACACACGUAGCAGGCACCUAUCGCGCGAUAAAUUUCGCGUCUGCCUCGCUUCACAAAACACCCAUCAUCUUCAUCUCCUCGAUCGCCAGUGUGAGCGACUGGCGUAGCGUCGUGCAAGAUGGAUCCGCCGUCCCAGAAUCAAUCGCCACGCUCUUCGACAGCGCAAUCACGAUACCCCAGGGCUACAGCGAGUCCAAGUAUGUCGCAUCUGAGAUCCUGGCCACGGCCUCGCAUCGCCUGGGCAUCAAGACGGCCAUCGUGCGUGCGGGACAACUUGCGGGACCAAGUACUGACGCGGGUGGUGCAGCGUGGAAUCGCCAUGAGUGGCUGCCGACUAUAGUCCACACCAGCAAGGUCUUGAAGAAGCUGCCGCGGACGCUAGGUAAUAUGGAUCGAGUGGACUGGGUGCCCAUGGACGUUGCAGCCGGAGCUGUCAUUGACAUCGCCAACGCUACCGUCUCAGAACCCGAGCCUGUGCAGGUAUACCAUCUGGUUAAUCCGCACACCACUAGCUGGGACAAGCUGUACCCUGUCAUUCGAGACUAUUACACCCAGGACAACAAGGACGACAUGGAGAUUGUAGAGUAUAACGACUGGGUCGAUGAAUUGGCGCGUAUCCCGCAGACGAAGGAGAAUGCGGAGCGCGUCCCUGGGCUCAAGUUGUUGGACUUUUACCAGAGUCUCAGACCGGAAUCGAUUGGAUUGCCGGCGUUGGAUACGAGGAGGACGGAGUCUGUGAGCGCUACGUUGCGUGGGGGCAGAGCUGUGGAUGCGGAGGUGAUCAGGAAGUGGUUGGAGCAAUGGGCAUUUUGA